Molecule: messenger RNA, 1287 nt
Organism: Bactrocera latifrons
Lineage: Eukaryota; Metazoa; Arthropoda; Insecta; Diptera; Tephritidae
Exons: 1
Coding region: 10-1287 (425 amino acids)
Source: RefSeq, a predicted model, not a curated record
GAGCAAACAAUGCCACUUAAAUCAAUUACAGCGAAACCCAACGAGCGUUCACCAUCGCCAAUCAUUCCGCCCUACGCUAAUUUCGAAUUAGCUAAGCGCAUGCAUCAUGACAAUUUGGACCAUCAGCCGUUGCCGGAUUGUGUGGUGGACAUGGCAUUUCGCAAGCGCCAAAUUACUGGUGAGCAUCCCGGCUUAGCGCUGGAUAUUGCUCCGUUUGCCACGGGCGUUGGCAUAAGAACGCAUAAUGCUGGCCCCACACAUUGUACGAAACUGAAGGUAUUUCGACCACGCACGUGUGGCGUCGUGCCCAAAGCUUUUGCUGGUGACUUAUCACGUGCGAUUUCCUCAGCGCAGCCGGAUAAACCAAUGACAGCUAUGGAUUUGGCCAUUGGUUGGGAUUAUAGACCCAGCAAUCCAGCGGAUGAACCGCGUCGGCCACCACAUAUUGACGGUACGGACGAUACCGCCGGUCCUGCUGUGUUCAAUUACGUAAAAACACCGCGCGAUGAGCCCGCCACAGAUUUAGGACGCUCGGCCGGUGUAUUCAAUAGUACGCUCGGCGAAACGGGCUUUUUCGAUAAGGAUAUAAUGCGCCGCAAAUCAGAUUUUGGCGGUCGCGCAAUUGAACGCGACACGGACUGUCCCUGCAGCACCGAAGACUGUAUGGUACGCGCGCCACCGCCACGUGUGCAUAGUGUAACUCGUGAUUGUGCGAUGCCUUCAAAUCGGUUGAGCAAGCAUUAUCAAUCUUCACCUAACAUCAUGGCUGAGGGAUACCGUGCAUUGCGUCAAAAAUAUCUCGGCGGCAGCGGUGGCAGUAUAGCAGCUUCAUGUGAGGCUCUUGUACCCGAACGUGGCUGUAGACGUUCGAAACAAAAUAUCGGUGCGCCAGGUUUCCUAAGCCGCGCGCGUUCAAGACUAUGCCACAAGGUUGCACCCGAACCACCGCGCUGUUACCACGCAGCGCCGCCGCGUGCCAUCUGUAAAGCACCAUUUCGUGUUGGUGUGCCCAAAUACAAUGCAGCCGGGCACUUUAUUAGCACGGACAGCGGCUGCAGUUUGGAAUCACAUAAUGCCAGUCGUGUGCUGGUGGUGCCGCGUCAACGUGAUCCCUAUGCAAAACGGAAUUACGAUAUUGAUACGUUGGUGCCACCGUUUCGUUGUUUUGGCGGUGGCGCCGGAGAGGGCGGCUACCCAGAGCAUUGGCGCUUGGCCAGCGUAUAUCAACAUGCUUAUAAACCGCUCGAGCAGCGACGCAGGCCGCUACUACAAACAGUUUACAAGUAA